This is a messenger RNA of Heterobilharzia americana, 1575 nucleotides long. The record is from the annotation of a GenBank genome assembly. Lineage: Eukaryota; Metazoa; Platyhelminthes; Trematoda; Strigeidida; Schistosomatidae.
AUGGUUACCCCGAAUAUUUAUUCCAUGAAACCUUAUAAUUCUACGCUUUGUUCUCAAAUCAAUAACUCGACUGCAACUGAACAAACUGAACUUCACUAUGGUUAUCAUAAUAACAACAGUUAUGAGAAUUUGAACAGUAACAGGCGCGCACAGUUGGGGUUUUUGUUACACAGUCCAUUGCAUAACACUGCGGUUAGUCAGUCACAGAGGACAGUACCUAUAUGUAACUCGACGAAUAGUCAAGUUCAAUCUUUAUUGAAUGAAAGCAGUAGUAAAGGGACUUCCAAAGUUGCCGCAAAUGAUUUCUGUAGAUCGACAAACAAAUCCAGUGACUGUAUAUAUUCAGCGGAUAAAUUUUCUUUUGAUAACCGCAAUGAACAUGUAAAGUUUAAACAAACAUUUCCUGCGCCUAACAUUGAAACAUUGAAUCCGAAUUUGUACACACUAAAUACACAACAACAAAGUCAAAAUAACAACUGUUCAGAGAAUUGUUUCUAUACGGGAUUAUCAAACUAUCCUAGUGUUGGUAAUUAUUUCGAUGAUAAUUAUGAUGAACAUUCGAAAAAGAAGAGAAAGGAAGAAAUGCCAAUUUAUUCAUCAUCAGCAAACAACACAAGUAAUCAGCCUUUGAUUCCACUUUUUAAUUCAUCUGUUUGGGAUUCAACCAAUUGGAAGCAUUUGGCUGUAAUAGCACAUAAUUCCUGUCAACAAUCAAUCAGUAAUCCACCAAUUUAUAAUCAUAUGGCAGGAACUUUAAAAGGAGACAACGAUAAAAACAGUAAUAAUACUGUUAAAUAUAUAGAACAAGUGGCAGGAAGUUUAUCCGCCCCUCUUACUCGAUCGAAUAUCUCAAUGUCAGAUCCAGUUUUCACAGAAAAUAAUCUAUCCAGCUUAAAUUCUUCUGGUUAUAAUGAUCCUUCGGUAUUCACCAGUCAGUUAUCUAGUUAUUUUGCGAAGAAUUCUAAGAACUCAAAAGAUUGUAGUAGUAUCUCAUUACUACCAUCGCUAUUAGCUGAAUGUUCUGCUUCAUCGACUUUGAUGACAACAGAUGCUACUGGACCAUUGUUACGAACCGACCCAAGUAACUAUGACCAUAGCAUUCUACAGUAUAAUAAUGUGCCGGCUGCUGUUUCUACUGUUCCAAUGACACAGUCAUACAAUACUUCCCAUCUAAACAGUUCAUUUCAAAAAUUUUAUCAUGAUUAUGAAAAAAAGAUGUAUAAUAGUUAUAACCUUGAAAAUACGAACAAUGUCAUCUUCAAUUCUGAUAAUAAUAACCACAAUAAUUCAAAAUUUUCAAAAAAUAAUCAUAAUCGAGAGUUUAUUGCUCAAAAGGCAAUGAAUUCACUAUUCAGUGAUCACUAUGUGACUAAUUUUUCCGAACUAAAUAAAGACUCGAAUAUACAGGAACAGUUGGAAAAUAUUUCAGUAUUGUAUAUUAAAAUCUGGCAAACAUUCUUCAAAAGCAAUCGAAUUUCUAUGAUUCGUAUCAUUCGAGAAGAAACAACAAAUUUUCCUAAAUUUGUAAAUGUUUACAAAAAUAAUAAACGACUAACCAGUCAAGGUGUUGCAUAA